AUGGCAAGAAGCUUGAAGUUAGCAUGUGUUGUUUUGGUGAUUUGCAUGGUAGUGAUUGCGCCUAUGGCAGAAGCUGCUUUGACAUGUGGAACUGUAACCAGUGAUAUGACUCCAUGCCUAGCUUAUCUUGAAGGUCCUAAUACUGCUAGUCCUCCACCAGCAUGCUGUGCAGGAGUUAAGAAGCUUCUUAGUGCCGCCGCCAGCACGCCUGAUCGUCAGGCUGCCUGUAACUGCUUGAAAUCAGCUGCCGGUGCUAUUUCUAAUUUGAAUCCAAACAAUGCUGCUGUUCUCCCUGGUAAAUGUGGUGUCAGCAUUCCUUACAAGAUCAGUACCUCCACCAACUGUAACACCGUUAAGUUUUGA
This is a messenger RNA of Lathyrus sativus (Indian pea), 363 nucleotides long. The record is from the annotation of a GenBank genome assembly. NCBI's taxonomy places the organism in Eukaryota, Viridiplantae, Streptophyta, Magnoliopsida, Fabales, Fabaceae.